Hyaloscypha bicolor E is the source of this 610-nucleotide messenger RNA. RefSeq lists its product as uncharacterized. The transcript has a single exon. Bases 27 to 296 code for a protein of 89 amino acids. The record is from RefSeq and is a predicted model, not a curated record. NCBI's taxonomy places the organism in Eukaryota, Fungi, Ascomycota, Leotiomycetes, Helotiales, Hyaloscyphaceae.
GUUGGUGUCAAACUGCCAUUCUCAGCAUGGCGAGACACACUUUUGCUGUCAUGUUCCGGUUGCUGUCUCUUUUCAUUUGGCAAUUCCGCUACCUUGGGGGCCUAGUGAAACACGCUUCCCUCGAUCGUUGCUCUGGAAGGUGUGUGCAUAUUGCUCGGAAGCCCUGCUGGCCCCAUGGGACGGACGGGAGUGGAGAAUCUUCACAGAAGCCUUCUAUAACUCGUUUGAAUCAAGACUUCGUCAUCUCGGGACUUGUCCUUUCAAAGCAUCAACGCCGGUGCAAAGGGGAUUCAUAAGGAGAAAUCGCCUCUCCAAGGUUGCCCAAAGAUCCAAGGGCUCAGAAUACGUUUUCCCCAGGUGCUGAAACUGCGGUGUGUGCUCUCGCCCUCGACUUCACGGAUGGGUGGUUGAGACGUGCAAACGGACGCUCCUCCUACCCAGGUCGGUUCCUAGACAUUGCCAACAAAGAGGACUUCCACACCGAACUUGCUGAGAGCGCUUGGAGACACCACUGGGCGGCCUUGGACUGCAGGAAGCUGCACCGCUAGUUGGUAUCGAAGGAGCACCGAUUCUCAAGCUCGCUAUCUGCCAUUCUCCCAUAAAGACCCAC